Messenger RNA from Penicillium diatomitis, 351 nucleotides. RefSeq names its product catabolic 3-dehydroquinase. The transcript has 2 exons. The record is from RefSeq and is a predicted model, not a curated record. Bases 1 to 351 code for a protein of 116 amino acids. NCBI's taxonomy places the organism in Eukaryota, Fungi, Ascomycota, Eurotiomycetes, Eurotiales, Aspergillaceae.
AUGACGGAUAUGACUUUUUCACACCUUUUCACUGACAAAUGCCCUGGGCCCAAGAAGAAGAAAGCAUGGAGCGGCGGUCUUCCGAUCGACGACUUCAUCAAGACACCAAUUGAAGGUCGCGCAAACGACGACCUUCAUCAUGCUCCGCGAGAACGGCACGCUCGUCGACCUGAACCCAUCGACCCAGCGAGCCGUCGGCAACAUGAAAGCCACCAUCACGCAGCGCUUCAACUGGGACGGGACGGGCUCAACUUUGACGUCGAGUGCGACUGCCGCUUCAUCAAUUUCUGUCUGAAGGAGGGACUUGAGUGGAAGGCGUUUUAUGAUCUUUAUGCCGCGAUGGAUGCUUGA